UCAAGUUAAUUCUUUUAGAAAUGUAAUACAAGAUCUUAUAGAUAAAAUUGAAAAAUGUUCAGAUUUUUCAUAUGAUUAUUUAAAAGUUAAUGAAGAUCAAAUCUGUUUUGAACAUUAUAUAAAUAUUGUUAAUUUUAUUGCAAGUCAAUCAUCUAAUAAUGAGAAAUCUGAAACUUGGAUAGAUUUAGGAGAUUUAAUAGAAAUAAGUAAAAUUAGUUUAAAUAAUUCUAAUAUACCAAUUGAUUAUUUACAAAAUUAUAAAGAAAAUGAUUUUAUAGAUUUAGAUUUAAAUAAUUUUUCAAAUAUAAAGAUAAAAAUUGUUGAAAAUGAUAUAAUCUUUAGCAAAAAAAGUUUUAACAAAUUAAUUGAUAUAAUUAUUAAUCAAACAAAUCAAUUUUCACAACAAAAAUCAUUUUCUAAUCAAUUACAAUUAUUAACAAAAACUUUAUAUAAAUAUGAAGAUAAAAAUAAUGAUUAUUUAUUAGAUUCUGAUUGCUUUAAACAACUAAUUGAAACAGAAGAACCUUAA
Dentiscutata heterogama is the source of this 529-nucleotide messenger RNA. The record is from the annotation of a GenBank genome assembly. Lineage: Eukaryota; Fungi; Glomeromycota; Glomeromycetes; Diversisporales; Gigasporaceae.